Messenger RNA from Drosophila navojoa, 2036 nucleotides. RefSeq names its product dynein intermediate chain 3, ciliary. Gene Ontology annotation, biological process: outer dynein arm assembly; cilium movement. Gene Ontology annotation, cellular component: outer dynein arm. NCBI's taxonomy places the organism in Eukaryota, Metazoa, Arthropoda, Insecta, Diptera, Drosophilidae. The record is from RefSeq and is a predicted model, not a curated record. Gene Ontology annotation, molecular function: dynein heavy chain binding; dynein light chain binding.
AUGUUUCAGAAUCAGGUGGUAGUGACGCGCGAGCGUCGCCGCUUUGGUCGCCAAUGCGUCUUCGAGGAUCGCAACGAGCUAAUGGUCAGCGUACAUCCGAGCAGCCGUCUACGCCUCAAAUAUAUCAUGGGUAAUCCGCAGACACGUGCCAUGCAACUGAGCUCCGUGAUGGCAUUGAGUGAGGUGGAAACAGAGAAUGCAACCUACGAUGAUCAUGGUAUGUUUCACUACGAGGGCGGCUGGCCCAAGGAGGUCAACAUGAACGACGAGGAGCAAACGCUGCGUCAUCGCAAGAAAGUCGAACGUGAUGAUGCUUGGGGCGAAGAGGUUAAGGAGCUCAUAAGGACCACAAUGAAUACAGCUCGCCAAAACAAUGCCAUUAACAUAUAUGAUCAUUUCUUUGAUGAUCUGCCACACGAUUUGGGUCGCACCAUUUGCAUGCCGUUCAAGUCGCGCACCAUCAACAUCAUUCACGACUUGUGGCAGCCACAGCGUUACAUGUCCGUGAUCAAUUGGAUGCCCAAUAACAACAGACAGAUUAUGACCCAGUAUAGCAAUCUGUAUGAAUUGAAGGGCGAGAACCGUCGCAUGGUCAUCAAUGAUGAUAGCAAUGGCGGCACCAAUGCCUUCUACGUCUGGGAUGUUAAGAACCCAAUCAAGCCCUUGUAUUACUAUGACAGCCCGGAGAUUAUAUCUUGCGCCAAGAUAUGUCCCAAGGAGGAGAACAAUAUGGCAGCCGGCACAUAUACGGGCAAGGUCUGCAUUUGGGAGACCUUCGAGAGUGGCAUGUGCAUCAGCACGUGCCCCAUGGAGGCGGCACAUCGUGAACAAACUUCUUCCCUAACUUGGGUCUAUUCGAAAUCGAAUACAGAAUUCUACUCGGCCUCGUUGGAUGGUUCGGUUAAGUUCUGGGACAUUCGAGAUCUCAAGAUGCCAGCCAAUGAGAUCGUUCUGGAGCCGUAUACGCGCAAUCGUCAAAACCGUCAGAAUGCCCACGGCUGCACCGUUCUGGAGUUUGAAUAUACCAUUCCGGUUCGUUUUAUAGCUGGCACCGACUUGGGCAGCGUUUUCGUGGGCAAUCGCAAGGGUCUGAAUCCCGUUGAGAUGCUCGUUGGUAGUUUCAUGAUCUGUGCCGGGCCGAUUCGCACGAUCCAUCGCAACCCGUUCUUCGUGAAGAAUUUCGUCAUUGUCGGGGACUGGCGUGCACGCAUCUGGUGCGAGGAGGUCAAGAAUCGUCCGAGCACCAUGUACGUGAAGAAGCGUUCGCAGCUAAUGUGCGGCGCCUGGAGCAGUGCACGCGCCUCGUUGUUUGUCACUGGGGACAUCGAUGGCGUUGUUGACUUCUGGGACUUUCUAUUGAGUCAACGCAAGCCCAUCUAUAGCAUCAAUUUCGGUUCAACCAUCACGGCCGUUGUCUUUCAGCCGGGCGGACAGCACUUGGCCAUUUCCCUAUCGAAUGGCGAUACGCAUAUCAUGAAUAUGGAUGAGGCCAUGAAGAAGACCACCAGCAAGGAGAAGGCACUCAUGGCGGCAAUGUUCGAGCGUGAGAUUACGCGCAGCAAGUUGCUGGAGGCACGCGUUGAUGAGAUCAAGCUGCGUCGCCGCACACUCAUUAUGGAGGAGGAGGAACGCCAGUCGAAGGCCGCCAUCGUUGAGGAGGCACCGCCAGUGGUGCCCGAUCUAGAGCUGGAUCCCGAUAAUCCCGAUCAGUUCAUCAAGAUGAUCGAGUCCGACGAACAAUUUCGCCUGGCUCUGGCCACUUUCCAUGAGACUCUCGAGGCUGUCGAUCGCAAGCGGGCCACCGAAAAGAAAGUCAUGGAGCGCACCGACUUCGAGCAACUCUACUUGGACAAUCUGGCCGAGCAGGCCAAGAUCGAGGAGGCGCGCAAGAAGCGUCCCGGCUCCAUAACCUCCAAGGAGGCCAGAGAGAUGCGUGCGGCCAAGGCCAAGGCCAAGGCAGCAGCGGCCAAAGCAGCAGCGACCAAAGCCAAAAAAUAAUCCACCAAAUCCCUGUUCUCUCUGUUCGCUGUUCACGU